Penicillium malachiteum is the source of this 1083-nucleotide messenger RNA. RefSeq lists its product as uncharacterized. Lineage: Eukaryota; Fungi; Ascomycota; Eurotiomycetes; Eurotiales; Aspergillaceae. The transcript has a single exon. The record is from RefSeq and is a predicted model, not a curated record. The coding region runs from base 1 to 1083 and encodes 360 amino acids.
AUGUCAGUAGUAACGUGGGAAGUCGUCUCCUUUGCCGUGCAGACUACCACGAGCGAUCGGGUGACCGACCGGCUUUUUGCCAAUGGCAAUAUGCAGGUUCCGGUGAUCGUCACCAUCAGGGCCAUCAAUUCAGCGACAGGGGCCACCCAUCUGUUGAGCGCGGCCCAGCUCCAGGAAAUCGAGUUGAUAGACUAUUUUUCCGGGGCGGUACUCACAGCACCCUGGUCGUCUUCUCGGACUCCAAAUGACUUCGCCCACACGGUGGCCGGCACCAAUGACCCCGUCGUUGAACAACCCACUUCGGACAUCCCUCAAUCCGUCCAGUUAUAUGUCACCUCCACCAGAAUCGAGAACCGAGUCAUUGGCGCACGGCUCACUCGAGCCGAUAGUCCUACCGUGUGGUCCACAAAUAGCCCACUCUUUAACUCCUCGGUCACUCUGACGGCAAUCCAGCCAGUGAUUUAUACCACCAGCAACAUCACCGUGGGAGACAAGCAGACAGUGGCCACAGGAAACUGGACCUGGUCCUACGCGAUCAAUGUUUUUGUGACUGAGCACCGGAGAGACUGGCGGCAAGAGAACUACUUUGUCACCUCGAACGUCCAUCCGAUCUUGAAAGCCGAUCUGCACAACUUUAACACCGACACCACUUUGACUAACGCCUUUUCCAUGGGGUGGAACCGGUUCGACCUCAACCUUUUCUACUUUUGGAACCCCGGCCACCAGUUUUCGAAACAGGUGGGACAGUUCAAUCGCCAUCAAUCGCUCAUACCGGAUGCUGAAACUCCCAACCUUAUGUUGCACGUGUGGACGCGAGACGCAACAGCCACGGUCCAAGUCAAUCAGCAACGCAAUGCGUUGUGCCUCACUCAUAUGAUAUUCCACAACGAUGAUAAUUGGGGGCCCGGGUUUAGCAGCUGGAACUAUAACGCAUGGGUCCGGCUGUACGACACGUUUGGAAACUACGGCGACUUCGACGUCAAGGUCCGGACGAGCACGGGAGAGGACGGGACGACAGAACUGACCCCCUAUCUCCAAAACAGAAACAUCGCGAACUUGAAUGAUCCCGACUCCAAGCUGUGA